Coprinopsis cinerea okayama7#130 is the source of this 1965-nucleotide messenger RNA. RefSeq lists its product as hypothetical. Lineage: Eukaryota; Fungi; Basidiomycota; Agaricomycetes; Agaricales; Psathyrellaceae. The record is from RefSeq and is a predicted model, not a curated record. The coding region runs from base 1 to 1965 and encodes 654 amino acids. The transcript has 5 exons.
AUGCCUUAUCGAACGGGAAACUAUUGGUUGCAGUUGACGAUAUUCGUAUCAUGCUGGUUUAGAGCUCUGGAGGUCGUGCUGGCUGUAGAUGUGAACGUGACAGUGGACGACACACACCCAACCAUUCUAUACCUCCCCUCCAACGCCUGGCAAUCCAACUAUGACGGACUUUGCACCAGUUGUUCAGACAUCGACCCCACGUUUAUCCGCAACGCUUCCUACCAUUUCGUUCUCCCUCAAGAUAGCCGGAGACGGGAUAGGCGACGCAGGUCGACAUCGUCUUCAAGCCUCAAGCGGAACUUACCCAUAGAGGCACUCGCAUCAAUUGGCCGACAUUCUCUCGAUCCGACCAGACCUCACAAAUUGGAGCGACCGCAACAUGGGAGCCACGAGAGAAGAUCACCAGUCUCAGAUGACGACGCCAAUUCACAACGGGAUCGGUCCUCAAGACGGAAACCUCCAAGAGACUCGUUUGCUGAUGGGGAGAGUGGGGAUGGAGACUUUCUGUCAGAAAUAUCCGCUACGUUACGCUUUGAAUUUAUAGGGUCUGCGAUUUACCUAUUCGGAGUACAGCCUACAUCAUCCUCGACAACGCCCUCCUCAACUGUCGUCUUCGAGAUUGACGGGACUCGUUAUCCACAACCUCCACUACAGGACCCUCGAGCUUCAUCGCCAUACAAUGCCACCCUCUUCGUUCAGACAGGCCUGUCAGAAGGCCCCCACGCACUCACAGUCACAGUAGGAGAUGGCUCCGAGUUCCUCUUCGACUAUCUCGUAUACACUCAAUCCAAGUCACCCUCUGGCGUCCAUCAAUUCAUGGCACUUCCGCCCAACAGUGCCACAUCCGAGCCCACCGCAAGCUCGAACAGCAAGAAAAACGUCACCACAUUCGCCGCGGCCGUCGGUGGUAGCGUUGGUGUUCUUGCCAUCCUCUCCGCUGGACUCGCGAUCAGCCUUAUACGCCGUCGGUACCUUGCCCGUAAACGCGAACGCGAAAACCGCGAGGGCGAUCCCAACGAUCCAGAACGCAUACGUCAACAACAAAUGGCAAUGGCGGGCCCCGAUGUCUUCAUCCCGAGAUUCUUCCCUGGUACCGAAAUCCCUCCAGGUGACCCACCCACGUACCACGAAACGGUCAACGCAGAUCGUAUCAAUGCAGGCAGCCAUCCCAUAUCCCCAGGCGCACCUGGCCCACCAGCGAGCGGGAAUGGAUCUGUGUUGCCCAACCACAUCGCCUAUCCGUAUCUUCUGUCGAUGGGGAUGCAGAACUAUCCAUAUUUACAUCAUCCGCCUCCACUCGGGUCACCUGUUUCGCAAUUAUCAUAUGCGGAUAUUCCACCCGACUCACCUCCACCUCCCCCGGACCUUGUGUUGAACGACGACGACGACGACCAUGGGCUUGAUGGGCUUGGUGGACGUCGCGUACCUGACACUCCCCCUCCUCCCCCGCCCCUUCCGCUUCCAUUCCCUGAACCUACACAGGUACGACAUGUCGAUGUCGGUGUAGGAGGAACGCAAGAAGACUUGGCGAUCACUCCCCAGCGACCGCCAGCCCUGGUGUUAGACGGGCCAAGCCAUCCCCCUGGUAUCGUUCUAAUUCAGGGGCUGCACCGACAGUUCCAGUGGAAUCCGUUCCGCUCCUCAAUCAAAUCCCUCAUUCAAAUAAUUCGAGUUCUGAUUCGAUACCUCUACGUCGGACAAGAAGCGCGUCUAGAUAGUGUUUUAGGGGUUUCAACGCUGGCGGGAUUUGACUUGGGAGGUAUGUGGACAGUCCUCCGGUCGACGUUGGAUGGAGGUUCUGAGGACCUCUUCGUUCUCCAGGGUACUUUGGAUCAUCGGGCUUUAAGUUAUGGCUUAAUUACAGGAUAUGGUUGGGACGGACUGGUGGCGUUCACGCGGUUUACCCUCCUGCGCCUGGUUAGCAAGCUGCAAGCUGGAGUCCGCCUGACACUUACACCCGACUAA